Molecule: messenger RNA, 618 nt
Organism: Impatiens glandulifera
Lineage: Eukaryota; Viridiplantae; Streptophyta; Magnoliopsida; Ericales; Balsaminaceae
Product: transcription factor BOA-like
Exons: 1
Coding region: 1-618 (205 amino acids)
Biological process (GO): regulation of DNA-templated transcription
Cellular component (GO): nucleus
Molecular function (GO): DNA-binding transcription factor activity; DNA binding
Source: RefSeq, a predicted model, not a curated record
AUGGAAUGGGAAGUAGGGCUUCCUAAUCUAGAAGAUUUAAUACCUUUAUCUCACUGUUUAAUUUCUCCUGAGUUGUCGUCAGCCUUCAACAUAGUUCCAGAUCCAUCUAUGACCAUCUUCGAUGUUCAUCAAGCAUCACAACAUACUUUGGCGAGGAUUCAAUCACAGCAACAACAAUUAUCCUCAUACAAUAAUUUUGAUCUUAAUCUUCUACCACCGGAGGAUGGAAAGACGGUGAAUGGUUUAGCUAUGGAAGGACACAACAAGAAUUUGGUAAGGAACAAUGUUUGCGAAGAAGGAGCAGACUUAUCAUUGCAUAUGAAUAAUAUAAUCAAUGAUUCUAAGAAGGCUCCAAAGCGACUGCGCAUAGUGUGGACGCCACAACUUCAUAAGAGAUUUAUCGACGUUGUGGCUCAUAUAGGAAUAGAGAACGCAGUCCCAAAUAGUAUUAUUCAAAUGAUGAACGUUGAAGGUUUAACUCGCGAUAACGUCGCGAGUCAUCUUCAAAAGUAUCGAUUGUAUUUGAACAGGAAACAUGAAGUAUCUACCGAGCCAACUCAGCUAGCUAGCACGAGCGCAAAUAUAAUCAGGAGCAAAAAUGGACGUAUACAAGAAUAA